AUGCGGUGCGCUGUUCACCGGCGCGCUUGCGGUCAGCUUUACGACGUGAUGGCUGGAGCAGGGUUCCGCAACUGGCCCAAGGAGAACCUGACCUUGAACUUGACUGUGGAAGUUAUGGCUACUUCCGGCUUGGGGAGAACGAUGUUGAGGUGGAGUGCGGGGGUUGUGGAUACUGCCGCCAUGGCCGCUGCCGAUGCCUUCCGUGGUGUGAGGAAGGCGCUCCCGACUGCCCACGUUGAGGUGGAGCUUUGUGAAUAUUGUCGGUAUGGCCGCUGCCGAUGUUUUCCAGGGUGUGAGGAAGGCACUCCAGAUGUUGCAUGCGAAUUCAGGCAAGACUUUACACGCUGA
Symbiodinium sp. CCMP2592 is the source of this 348-nucleotide messenger RNA. The record is from the annotation of a GenBank genome assembly. Lineage: Eukaryota; Dinophyceae; Suessiales; Symbiodiniaceae.